This is a messenger RNA of Neoarthrinium moseri, 2556 nucleotides long. RefSeq lists its product as uncharacterized. Lineage: Eukaryota; Fungi; Ascomycota; Sordariomycetes; Amphisphaeriales; Apiosporaceae. The transcript is spliced from 3 exons. Gene Ontology annotation, cellular component: GARP complex. The record is from RefSeq and is a predicted model, not a curated record. The coding region runs from base 1 to 2556 and encodes 851 amino acids. Gene Ontology annotation, biological process: retrograde transport, endosome to Golgi.
AUGAAUGGAACCACGGCGGAGGCACUGCCGCUCGACGCCGGUAAGAUCCUCUACGGGACCGCCCGUGAUCAUCAUGAUGCCUUGUUGCUGACGCCGGCCUCCCCCCUCGGUACAGCCGACUACGACCCCAUCGCCCACCUCAACCAGAUCUUCGCCCACCCGUCGACCGUGUCCUCCGUCGCCCGCGUCUCGACCACGCUGCGCAGCCACCAGAAUGCCCUGUCCUCCCAGAUCGCCGCCCUGGAGCAGUCGCAGGCCUAUGGGCCCGACAGCUCCCUCGAGCGCAUGCAGUCGGCCCAGGCCGAGCUGGCCGGCCUGUUCAAGAAGAUCGAGACGGUGCGCGCCCGCGCCAUCCAGACCGAGCAGAACAUCACCAGCAUGACGGCCGACAUCAAGCGCCUCGACGGCACCAAGCGCAACCUGACCCUGUCCAUGACCGCCCUCAAGCGCCUGCAGAUGCUCACCACCGCCUACGAGCAGCUCCGCGGCCUCGCCCGCACCCGCCAGUACCGCGAGUGCGCCGGCCUGCUGGCUGCCGUCCUGCAGCUCAUGCGCCACUUCAACAGCUACCGCAGCAUCGAGCAGAUCGCCGCCCUGAGCCGCGGCGUCAACGAUCUGCAGCGGGAGCUGCUCGAGCAGGUGUGCGAGGACUUCGAGAUGGCCUUUGCCAAGGGCGAGAUCGCCACCCGGAGGGCCACCCUGAUCGAGGCCUGCGGUGUCAUGGACGCCCUGGGCGACAGCGCCCGGUCGAGGCUCGUGACCUGGUACGUCAACACAGAGCUCCGCGAGUACCGCCAGGUCUUCCGAGGCAACGAUGAGGCGGGCAGUCUGGACAACAUCGGUCGGCGCUACGCUUGGUUCAAGAGGAUGAUCAAGGGGUACGAAGAGGAGCAUGCCGCCAUCUUCCCACCGCACUGGGCCGUGGGCGAGAUGCUUGGCAUGGCCUUCUGCGACGGCACUCGGGAUGACUUCAAGGGCAUACUCGAACGCAGCAUGCGGAGAGUGGAUGGCGCCAAGAUCGACGUCAAUCUACUCCUCAGCUGCCUUCAGGAGACGAUGGACUUCGAGCAGGGCCUGGAGAGAAAGUUCGCCGACAAGCCGCGAGCCAGUAUAGAUACCAUCAGCUCCGCCGACGAGAGGACGCAGAACUUCAACGGUUCGAUAUCCGUAGCCUUCGAGCCCUACUUGAGCCUAUGGGUUGAAUCGCAAGACAAGGCACUCGCGGCCAUGAUACCGAGAUACAAAGCACAGCCGCUCAUACCACCGGAUGAGGAGUUCUCCCCGCAGGCCGUCAUCGGCUCCGCCAUUGAGCUCUUCCACUUCUACAAGGUCACUUUGUCACAAUGCGCAAAACUGUCGACAGGCGACCGGCUGUUGGAUCUGACCAAAACGUUUUCGAAAUACCUAGACGAAUAUGCGCAGCAGGUUCUCCUGGCUAUACUUCAGCAAAGGACGGGCCAAGCGGCGGCCUCGUUGGAGGAUAUAGUUCUCGUCAUCAACACGGCCGAUUUCUGGCACACCAACACGGGUCAGCUCGAAGAUAGUAUCAAGAAGCGGAUCGAUGCCGAGUUAGCGUCCAAGAUCGACCUUUCAUCGCAGGCCGACGCCUUCCUGGGUGUUGCCAGCGCUGCCGUCAUGGCUUUGGUGAACAGGGUUGAGGCGGAUUGCGAGGGUGCUUGGCGCGAAAUGAAGAACACAAACUGGAGCAAGAUGGAGAGUGUUGGGGACCAGAGCUCGUAUGUUGGCGAGCUUCUGAGGCAUGUCAACUCCCAGGCCGAGGAGAUCCUGGCCGUUGUGACCAAGCAGCAGUUCGCCCGAGCCUUUGCGGAUAACUUGGUGGAGCACCUCGCCAACACGUAUAUCGCGAAUGUCGUCCAGUGUCGACCCGUCUCUGAAGUUGGCGCCGAGCAGAUGCUCCUUGAUAAAUACGUCCUCACCAAGGCCUUUGAGAAUCUUCUCUCCCAUCACAACACCUCUUCCACUCCUCACGUCCCCGCAGCGAGUUUCGUCAAGCGUGUCAAUAGUGUAAUGACCCGUAUGGAUCCCCUCCUCAAAACCCUCCAAGUCCGACCAUCACCACCAGAGGGCCUUGUGCAGGCCUACCUCAUCCACAUUGGCGACAAGUCGGACACCAACUUCAAGAAAAUCCUCGAGCUCAAGGGUGUUCGCAAGCAGGACCAGGGGCACUUGCUCGAGCUAUUCCAGAUUCACCGGGAGGGUUCCAGCAACGACAAGCUUGUUCAACAGAGCCCACUGCUCACGCCACUUCUGAACACCACGGGCAUGGGCACUACGGUCGGCACUUUAAACACGAGCGCGGCCUUGACUGCCGCACAGGGUGCCGCAAGAUUCGACGCCGCGAGCCUGGGGGAGAAAUUGCUCAACGCCGCGAGGGAUGGAGUAGAGAGGAUCGGGACGCCGGCACAGCAGGGGACUAGCGGCCAACAGGCCACCAUGAACGAGAAUUUGAAGAACUUCGGCAAGUUUUUCCGCAGGGAUAUCGGCGGCUUGGGGGUCAGGUUUGGAAAGGGCAGUGCAGAUGAGCAAGGCCGGUGA